Molecule: messenger RNA, 2169 nt
Organism: Candidula unifasciata
Lineage: Eukaryota; Metazoa; Mollusca; Gastropoda; Stylommatophora; Geomitridae
Source: the annotation of a GenBank genome assembly
AUGAAUCUGUCAUUUAUAUUGCACUUCUUGAGAGCUAGAAAGAGAAGACUUGUGCUUGUUGGAGAUAGUUUGAAACCGUGCUCACUCAGAUUAUUGUUGAGAUUAAAAUACUGUCUUGUACAUAUCUCAGCCAGAAUCAUGGUGUCUGCAGCCAAAGUGAAAUCUCAAGCAACAAUUCAGUAUGUGAGUUACGUACCAGAAUUCAUACUGGUGAUUGCCCUAGGAAUGGGCCUGUACACUCGCUGGUCCUUGACAGAGGAUAUGACGAUAUCCAUAAUUGCAAUUUUAGGUGCUUUCAUUUUUGCUAUGUCAUGUGCUUUACGGUAUUACUUUGGACAGGAAGAUCUGGGGAAAGCUUUAUUUCACAUCUGGGUUGGUUUGCUGCUGGGAAUACUGACUUUCACCAACAAUGUUCACCUGCAGUAUGUCACACUGGAAGAAGUGAUGGAAGCUAUGUUUAUGACAAGCAUGAUGCUGGGGUGGUGUUGGAAUGUUAUGGAACGUUUAUUGAAACUUGUUCCUGCAGAGGCAAAGCUUUUGACAGUUUCGGAGGGUUUGGAGUCUUUGGGACUAAUCAUAGCCAGUUUAUUAACUAGAGUUGAUAGUGUAGCUCUAUCCCUGAACACCCUUGCAUAUAUUUUUCACAUUUCUGCUAUGAGACUAAAAUCCACAAUGGGACUUCUUUGUUUUAUUGCUUUUAUUUUUGUAGGUAUAUUUUUAUUUUUCCCAGCUCUUGAAGUCAAACCAAAUAUUUUUGCAUUAACCUGCUUUGUGGGCAGACAUGCAUUUCCAUCGAUCAUUGAUUUUUAUUUCUGUGAAUUGUCAAUGAUAGACAGGUGGCGGCAGUUUUUCAGCAAAUCACGUUUCAUACGUUAUUCAUAUGUUGUAUUGAUGUUUGCCGUUCAGCUGAUCCUUGCUGUAAUUAUAGGGCUGCGAACAACAAAGCACAAAGAAUGGUAUAUAGUUCUUCCAGUAUACACUGCCUUAGCCAUUAUCUGGCUUCUGUUCCACUUUAUGGCAUUUGUUACUUGCUGGAAACUCAUGGGGAAAAUUACAGAGUGUAAUGCCAAUUCUGAUGAAAGACGCAGCUUCAAUCGAAUCAUGGCUGCUAAAGGUCUGCGAUAUUUUGGAUUGGUGUCACAACGCAUUAUCUUUAUUUCUUUUGUUACAACUGUCAUUAUUUUUCUGGUUGGUUUUGAGACUCGAACCCCAUACAUGCUUGCCUUGGUGUUCCUAGUGCUGCCAGUGGAAGCUGCAAUUGUCAGUUUAUUCUGGGAGAUGGGAGAUAAGCUGGGAGGAACAUGCAUUGGUUACGCUGUCAUAGCACCAGUUACUUCCCUUAAGCAAGGAAAAGGGGCACAACUUUUAACCAGUUCUGAUGUUUUUGACAUUAGUAGUAGAGGCACUUCAACCCUGGCCGAAAUCCAGCAGCUGUUUCACUACCACAUGAUUCAGAACUUUGGCUGUGAUUACUUCAGUAGUGGCUUAGACGUGGAUAACCUGCAGAAUAAGCUGAAUGCAUUCUUUAAUACGCGGACAUCAGAUGGGCCGAGGUAUGAUACAUACCUGCUCUACUACAGUGGAGAUGUCUAUGAUACGGGAGACUGGGCCUUGUCAGGUGACAAGGCCCUGACACUUCCAAUGAUGGUGAACUGGUUUUCUAACAAGGAUAAUGAUUCAGGGUCACGACUGAUUCUAGUUCUUGACACUGCCAAUUCGUAUAAGUGGGCACAAGAAUGCCAGUUUGUUAAGAACUGCUUCGUGGCAGUCCAGACAUGCAGGUACAUUACACGAGUAGAUUCUGCUGAAACAGGAGAAAAAUGCUCAGUCGGCACUUUUACUCAGGCUUUUGUGAAGUUUAACAAUGGUCAAGAAGUUGACAUUGACUGGUCAUCGAAAACACGCCCCCUUAGAGCCUUGUACAAAGUGUCCAGCAACUGGUCAGACUUUUCCUUCCAUCUGCCAACAAAGGAGGAUGUUGAGAGCUACUGGAAAACCAACUUCCCUCCUACGAUGAAACCACUGAUGAAGCUGUUGAAUUUGCCUGGACUGUGUUCUCCGUUUUGUUGCUCCAGAUGUAUCUUUCGUUGGUUGCGAUGGCUGCAGAUGACUUUGCUACCACCACGACAGCUGGACACAGGACAUGGUCUUCAGUUACUAAAUACAUAA